AUGACACGCAAGUUCCUGCUUCUCUUCUUAUCCUAUGCCGCUGUGACGUCACGAGGGGAGGCUGCACAGAUCCCAGGACGCCACCGCCCCACGCCCACCCAUACUGGCCACGCCCCCGCUCACGCCCACGCUCUCAUUCCUCGACACCAGAGGCGUAAUGGGCAACCACACGCUGACCCCCUGGUUACAACAGGGAAGGUGAACAGUCCGUACGAAUAUCAGUACGCCGUUCGCCGCGAUCAAGCCACGCCCCUUUCCGGCCACGACACGCCCCUCUUCGGCCACACGGAAGCCCACAACGGACACACGAGGAAGGGCAAGUACUUCGUGCACCUCCCCGACGGCCGCGUCCAGACCGUCACUUACUACGCAGACGAGACUGGCUACCACCCCACCGUCUCCUACGAGGGGACGGCCCACUACGACGCCCACGCAGCCGUCCCUCACCACACCCCUGCCAAGGCUUACCACGCCCCUGAACCAGCUCAUCACGCCCCUGAACCAACAUACCACGCCCCUGAACCAGCUUAUCACGCCCCCGAACCAGCAUAUCACGUCCCUGAGCCAGCAUAUCACGCCCUUAGACCGAGGCACAAGACCCCAGCAUACAACACCCUUAAACCAGCAUAUCACAACCCUGGACCAACACACAGGGCCUCUAUACCAACACACGCCCCUGAACAAGCAUACAAAUACCCUAAAACCACAUACACUGCUCCUGAACAAGCUUACGACGCUCCUCAACUAAGUCGCAAAAUACCCCACGCCGUUCACCAGGCCCCUGAGCCAGCGUACAAGAUUCCUGAACCGACUUACUACACCCCUAAGCCAGCGUACGAAACCCCUGAACGAGUUUACCACGCCCCUAAGCCAACAUACACAACCCCUAAGCCAGAAUACACGAUCCCUAAGCCAACUUAUCACGCCCCUGGAUCAAUAAACCACGCCUCUGGAACAGUUAUAUCCUACACAACCCCUCAGCCAGCUUACCACGCCCCAGAACCAAGCCAGAGCACCCACGCAACCGCCCCUCACCCUCUUGCUUUGUCAUCUGACCUACAAGUGACCUCGCAGCCUCGCCACCCGACGUCUCUCGGCCUCCCCGACCUCCCGACUGCCGCGCUACCUACCCAACUGCCACCGAAACACCGAAACUCCUCACCGACGCCUUUUCCCAAGCAGACUCUUGCCGUUCCGCUCUCUGGCCUCAGCGGUCGACACUCCGCCGGCCCUGUGAUCCACGACCUCCUUUCGACCUCUGGAAUCGACUUCGACGCCGAUGACCUCCGUGGACCUGGUCCCAGACCGCUUGCUAUGAGGUCGAAUGGUCAAUUCGACGCGACGACUGCUGCUUUCGACUUGAGUGAAACUCUCUUCCGAAAUGCUGUCGACUCAUGGCCUGAACUACGACCUUGAGAGUUGGAAGAGCGAAUUUAAUCUCAGGGGGGGAAAAGAGAAACUGGCAACUCACCUCGCUUUCUGGAUCACGCCGAUUCACCGUCUCUUUUUUGUAUUUAUUUAUUCACUUAUUUACAUAUCAAUCAGCUUACACUUAAUGUUUAUUUUUUGCAUAUGUUCCGCAUUUCUGAAACUCAUAUGAUUUUUUUUUAUUAUUGUUUUAUAUCGCUUAUUUUAGUUUUGAAGGAGACUUGUCGAAUCGAGUUUUUAGUGAGUUGCCAAUUUUUCCUUUCCUGGGAUUAGACCGAAUUUAGUCAUAAGUAGAUUCUAUGUUUCAGUCACAUGUGGAUUUUAGAACAUAACAUUAUUUGUGUUUUAGUCAUUAAUAGAUGUUUAGUAGAUUACAUUACUAAUGUGUUGCAUCAUUCGUGAGCGUUGUGUCGUGUUUAUACUCAUAUUACUGAUGUGUUAUUUCAUGAGUGAAUGUUAGUAUGCCAAGUGAUUUUUCUCCUACUCAUGAAUGAGUGUUUGUAUCCUAGAUUAUGUUUUAGUCAUGAAUGAGUGUUAGUAUGAUUAUUACGGUUUUGUCAUGAACUGAUGUUAGCAAGCAAGUUUUAUUUAUGUCACUGUCAUGAAUAGGUGUAAGCAUACAGAUAAUUUAUUCUUUGUUAAUGAAUGUGUUAUUAUUCUAGAUUAUUCACGUGUUAGUCAAGAAUAGAUGCUUGUAUAUUUUAUAGUUCGUACUUUAGUUAUGAAAGAAUCUUAGUACGAUACACUAUAUCAUUUAUGCAUUGUCAUAAAUAAUCAUUAGUAUGCUAGAUUACUUGCAUAUAGUCAUGAAUACCUGUUCAUAUGCGUGUACAAUUUAUGUUCUAAUUAUGAAUGGAUGUUAGCAUAUUAAAUUACAUAUGUUAUAUAGCCACCUAGGCAUACUUAUCGGUUAUACAAAAACUGAUCUACAAGUAUGUGUUUAUGUAGAUGUGAGUGCGUGGAACAGCCAGAAAUACAUAUCUUUAUCAUUCUAUUGGGAAAUAAUACAUGUUGACGGAGGAAAAUAUAUGCCCACCAAUCCCUCUUACAUUAUUCAAUA
Messenger RNA from Penaeus monodon (black tiger shrimp), 2488 nucleotides. Its product is annotated as extensin-1-like. The record is from RefSeq and is a predicted model, not a curated record. The coding region runs from base 1 to 1416 and encodes 471 amino acids. NCBI's taxonomy places the organism in Eukaryota, Metazoa, Arthropoda, Malacostraca, Decapoda, Penaeidae. The transcript is spliced from 3 exons.